Molecule: messenger RNA, 1405 nt
Organism: Anopheles coluzzii
Lineage: Eukaryota; Metazoa; Arthropoda; Insecta; Diptera; Culicidae
Gene: HDAC11
Product: histone deacetylase 11
Exons: 3
Coding region: 118-1203 (361 amino acids)
Molecular function (GO): histone deacetylase activity
Source: RefSeq, a predicted model, not a curated record
GUGCUCCAUACAUACAGCCAGCUGUCAUCGGCAGUGCGACCUUGAAAAGGAAUCUCUCGUUGGCCUCGAAAGUGCGUAUCAGCUGAUGAUUUGCCGUGGUUCGCACAGUCCAGCGGUAUGUGUUUCCGAUUAAACAGUACGGCCAGUGCGGAUCAGAGCUCUAUGAGCAGCGGAACAGACGAGGACGACAAGGAAGAUGAGGCUGCGGGUGGAAAGUUUACCGCCGAGCUGCCAAUUGGCCGUGACCGGAUACCGAUCGUUUAUCGGCCCGAGUAUGGUGUACGGUUUCUCGGCCUCCAGAAGCUACACCCGUUCGAUGCGGCCAAGGGUGGCAACAUCUAUCGGCUGCUGAAGACGAACGGGUUGAUACAAACCGACGGGGAUGUGUACGCGCCUAACGAAAUCACGCUCGAGGAGCUGUUGGCCGUUCAUACGCAGCGUUACAUCGACAGCCUGAAGUGGAGUUUAAAUGUGGCCAAAAUCGCCGAAAUACCGCCGCUCCUGUUCGUGCCAAACUGUUUCGUGCAGCGAAGCUAUCUGCGCCCGAUGCGCUACCAAACGGGCGGCUCACUACUGGCGGCCCGUGCCGCCCUCGAAUCCGGGCUGGGCUGGGCCAUCAAUUUGGGCGGUGGGUUCCAUCACUGCAGUGCCGACCGGGGCGGUGGGUUCUGCCCGUACGCCGACAUUACGCUGGCGGUGAAAAUGCUCCAAUCGAGCGGCAAGGGCAUCGAGCGCAUCCUGAUAGUGGAUCUCGACGCGCACCAGGGCAAUGGGUACGAGCGGGAUUUGAUGGAGGAUCGGCGCGUGUUCAUCCUGGACAUGUACAACUAUCGCAUCUACCCGCGGGAUCAGCACGCCAAACUGGCGAUACGGAGGGCGGUCGAGCUGAAGCCCCACACGGACGACGAGGAGUACCUGCGGAAGCUGAAGCACUGCUUAAGCCAAUCGAUUGCGGAAUUUGAGCCGAACUUUAUCAUCUACAACGCCGGCACCGACAUCCUGAAGGGUGAUCCGCUGGGCCUGCUAGACAUCACGCCCGAGGGUGUGGUGGAGCGGGAUGAGUUUGUGUUUCGCAGCGCGCUGGAACGCUCCAUCCCGCUGGUGAUGCUGCUGAGCGGUGGAUAUUUGCGCAGCUCGGCACGUGUCAUAGCCAACUCGAUCGUGAACUUGCGCGACAAAGCUUUGCUGCCAACGGUCCAGUAGAUGAUGGGAACUGCUUUUAAUGGAACACAAAAGUGUUAAAAAGAAAAGAAAAACGAUAUGUGAUGCUAUUUGUACUUAAAGACAUACAUUUUCCAACGCAUUGGUGCUCUCUAGAUGUGCAUUUACAUCUUUCUGUUCCAUUAGAUUGGAUAAACCCCAAAGAGAAUAGAUAUUUUUUUCCUAUUACCAAGCUAAUUGAUAA